This is a messenger RNA of Entrophospora sp. SA101, 654 nucleotides long. Lineage: Eukaryota; Fungi; Glomeromycota; Glomeromycetes; Entrophosporales; Entrophosporaceae. The record is from the annotation of a GenBank genome assembly.
AUGCAAGUAUAUAAGGACCUUGAAUUAAUAGUUGAAGCAUUACGUGAAUCACCAGAAUUAUUAGAAGUGGAUGAAGCAGGUGAACAUGUUAGAAGAAAACUCCCACUUUUAAUGGAAGUACCUAACCAUGUUAAGCAAUCAGCUAUUUGGAGAACUAUAUAUGCAAAAGGAUUUGGUGAUACAUCAACUCCGUCACUUGAAAAAGAAGUUAAAAGUUUCUUUUCUCAAUAUGGCAAUGCUCAAAAGAUCUUUCCCAGAAGGGAUAAUAUUACUGGAAAUUUUAAGGCAAAAAAAGUUAAAGGAAUGGAAUUGACUUUUCAUGAUACAAAACUUCUAAUGAUGAUGAAAUUUGAUUAUUGUGAAAUGAAAUGUGUCGAAAAAGGACUUGAUCCUAACACAAUGCGCAAACCACAGAAUGAGAAUAACAGAAAAAACCUAAAAAUUAAAAAUAAUAGUUUAAUACAAUUUUCAAGUGCAGGAGAAAAUAUCGAUCGUUUUUCAAUUAAAGAACCUUCAGGAAUUAUAGAACUUAUGGAAUCUGGGGCUGAUGCUAUUGUUAAAUCUAUGUUGCAAGAUAAUUUUACCUUAGGUGGUGAUAAACUUACUCUCAAAGUAUUAGAUGGUAUGUUCAGAGGAAUUGAGAUACUUCGUUAA